Chara braunii is the source of this 2586-nucleotide messenger RNA. The record is from the annotation of a GenBank genome assembly. Lineage: Eukaryota; Viridiplantae; Streptophyta; Charophyceae; Charales; Characeae.
CGCUGCUUGAAUGAUCGACAGUUUUUGUUGUUCCCAUUUGCUCCGUUUCCGUCUUCCUCAAAACCUUCUUUAUAACUAGACAGGAAGUGUGAAGGAGGACGUAGGAGGAGGGAGGAUGGAGGAAGCAGGAGAGGAGGAGGGAAGGGGGAGGCGAGGAGGGAGGACGACGACGGGGAAGAGAACAAGAAAAACUACUGUGCCGAUGUGCCACGUGGCACGUGACAGGAGAAGAGAGGAGGACGAGGAUGAGAGAAAGGUGGAAAAAAAUUGCGUGCCGGUGUCGCCCGUGGCACGCGACGGGAGGAGGGAGGAGGAGGAAGGAGGAGGGAGUAGGACGGGGGGAAAGGUCGCCAGCUGGGGUGGGGAUUUGCUGCACAGGGGUGUGCUUCCUUUGUCUUUUGCACCAAAAGAUAACCAUGAGGCACAGAUCCAGUUUGCUCUUGAGCGGGGUAUUCCAGCUAUGCUCGGCGUAAUCGCCACUCAAAGGCUGCCAUACCCGAGCAGAGCUUUCGAUAUGGCACACUGCAGCAGAUGCCUUAUCCCGUGGUCAGCCAAUGGUGGKCUGUAUUUGACGGAGAUUGCGCGCAUCCUUCGGCCUGGAGGAUUCUGGGUCCUUUCUGGGCCUCCUGUGAAUUACCAACAAAGGUGGAGAGGGUGGGAAACCACGGAGGAAGAACAACGACAGGAUCUUGAGAAGCUAAGGGAUACGAUGAAGAGUUUGUGCUUUACGCUGUACAAACUGGAGGGGGACUUUGCGAUCUGGCAGAAGCCAACAACUAAUGAAUGCCAUAAUCAGAAGAAACAGGACGGUUCUCAGCCAGCCAUCUGCGAUACAGAAGCGUACCCUGCUGAUGAUGCGUGGUAUGUUCCCCUCCACACGUAUGUGCCAAUGGAGCCUUGCGUAACACCAUUCCCAGAUAAUUAUGUAAGCACACCUCUGCGACAAUGGAGUGAAAGGCUAAAUGCUAUACCACCGCGGAUUCUGGAGUCAAAGGAUGAAAGUGCUGCGGCAUUUCAACACGACGUGAAGAAGUGGCAAGAAAGAGUGGAGUUCUACAAGACAGUUGUAGGUGAGCUGGGGAGCAACAAGAUUCGCAACGUGAUGGACAUGAAUGCCGGAUAUGGAAGCUUUGCUGCGGCCCUUAUUGACAUGCCUGUUUGGACAAUGAAUGUUGUUUCAACGUAUGGCAUGAAUACCCUUGGUGCGGUGUUUGAUCGGGGCCUGAUCGGCACGUAUCAUGAUUGGUGUGAAGCUUUUUCAACAUACCCAAGAACAUACGACAUGUUGCAUGCUGCCGGCCUUUUCAGUGCAGAAGGUCACAGAUGCGAGCUGACGGAUGUUAUGCUGGAGAUGGACCGCAUCCUUCGUCCCAAUGGAGUUGUAAUUGUCCGUGAUCUUGACUAUGUAGUUGAGAGGGUAGCAAAUGCCGCCAAGCUGAUGCGAUGGAAUUGUCAGUCUUUCUCUGACGAUCAUCGAUCAGUUGCUUCCGAGGAGGUCUUAGUUUGCAGGAAGGAAUUCUGGACGAUCUAGAAGUUGACCGGCAAGGGUCUCGUGCUGGAUGCAGGUUGCCGAAGCGGCUGUCGACCCUGCUUAAAGCGUGGUGCUCAGCUUAUCCAGGCGAGUGUAGAGCAAGGUAGGGGUUGUAGACAGACCCAUCGUUGUUACCUACCGGUUUCUGUCUUCUUUGAGAAGUUUCAAUUGGGAAUGAGAUGAAAUUGCUAACGUUCGCGAAUGUUUUGUUACUUCAUCAUGUAGGAUUCUCUGUUUCCCUUGCCUUGCAGCAAAUUAGGAGGGUUUCACUUUGGAAGGCGCUGGUACUUGAGCGUCAAAGCAGUCUAUGCUACGUGGUGUAUUCUGUCUCAGGAUGACGCCAGGGUCAUCGUCAUAAAUGAUGCGAAACACAACAGAGUUACGGGUAAUUUGCAGGGAGCCCCACUUCCCCUGGGCGGAAAUAGCGCUUAGGUGGCAGAUGCGACAAGGCAUUUGACUGGCGGAAGGAGAUAAAGCUCGUGGGAGUUCGUGGUGCAUGCAAGAUCAUCAGCAAGAGAAGAAGAAAGUGACGCUGACACGCACACGCGAGAGAGACCCUACGCACGUUUCAGCCGGUCCCCAGCUUGGGAUCGUCAGGGGUGAGAAGAACAUGGCUAGGAUGGGCAAAUCAUGAAGAAUCUGGUGAAAAGAGAUUCGGAGCACGUGGCGAUUGCGGGCAUGGCGUGGAAGUGUCCGAAUUCCACGGCUUCUGCAGGAGUGGUGGUUGUGACUGUCAUCUUCCCGAUUGCAUGUGUAUAAGGAAUGGAACGGUGGGUCUUGUCAGGUGGUGACGCUCAUCUCUUCACGGUACAGUUGUGUGCACUCGUGUGCAGUAGAAGAUUUGUUGUAACAGAGGAGCAGGUGGAGCCCGGUCGUGGUUAUGGGGAAUGUUGUCGAUUCGACAGACAUGUGGAAAUGUGGUCCAGGCAAAAUCCACAUGCGUAUUUGUGCACGUGGCGGAAUAUGCGUGCAGCGAUGGGGAUUUUCUUUUAGUGGUGGAAAUUGAUCCAUUUUCGAAGUUCACUUGGGAGGGUGUUGAUAUUGCGUGUUGUAAC